CCCCUUUCCCUUUCUUUGCUUGCUGGGCCGUGUAGCUCGGCCUUACUCUCGCUCUGUCUCGAGCGGUGGGGAAGCCUCCGGGGGUGGGUUGCUUCCCCACUUGCUUCAGCUUAGGGAAUGUUCCUCCCCUUCCCGCGAUUCUCCUGCCUGGUCCUGAUUCUCUGUGUUCGAGUCUCGGCUCAGCAUCGCCAACCUCGUUUGAGUGUCAGUCUUCCUCCUUUUCGGCGCUUAUUUCUGUCCAAGGCUCAGUUAGCCCCCGGGACUCAAGACAACACGCGUCUCGCGUGGGUAUUGUUGCUGGCUUAAAAGCACGUGGGGCCUGUUCUCUUUAGAACUCUCCUCUAGUUUCUUAUUCCGCAUAGAAUAAUAAUCCAGACCCUACUGUGGCCCACAGGUGUGUCUCCUCCCCUCACCCUAUCUCAUUUUACGCCAUCUUCCGUGUGUGUUAUGUUCAGUUUACUUCCCUUAAAUUCCUCUAGUUCCGCCGAUAGUUUCUUGCCUCAGGACUUCUGCAUGUACUCUCUGCUUUCCCUGGCAUUCGUAUCUUUUCUUUCUCGUCCUGGGUUAUCACGUAUUUAUAUCCUUGAUCGCAGAGUCUGAAAGUUUCUUUUCUUGCCGUGUUUUUUAGUAGCGCAUUUACAUUAAAAAAAAAAAUCGGCGAUCCGUAUUUUUUAAACGCCUGUCUUUCCCCUUUAGGCUCUAAACUGCGGGAUGGAAAGGACUGCCCAGUUGGGUACCCAGUAUUUACACAAUGCUUUGCACAUAAGUAUGCUCAGUGAAUAUUUGUAAAGUGAUUGAAAAACACACACUCUUUGUAUUGCAUUGCAUUCUUCUUUUUACAAAUUGCAUUCAGAUACUUUAUCUCUUUUAACAUUUAUAGUGUUCCAGUGGGUUGUUUCUGUUAGGUCGCGAUUAUCCUUUGAAGGCUCCAUGAGAAAUCACAGGCUUUUUAGUAACCUCCUGAAACUCUCAAAGAGGAAGGAAGUGGCAAAGUCAGGAUUCAAACCUGGAUGUUUUCUGCAGAGCUUCAGUCCUUGUAAAGAUUGUCGGGAGUUUUGAAUGUGUUUGAAGGAAAUCCGAAAAGUUGUACAGAGUUUAGAACAAACAGCUCGAGAGAUCUUAACUCUACUGCAGGGGGUCCAUCAGGGUGCUGGUUUUCAGGACAUUCCAAAGAGGUGUUUGAAAGCUCGAGAACAUUUUGGUACAGUAAAAACACAUCUAACAUCUUUGAAGACCAAGUUCCCUGCUGAACAGUAUUACAGAUUUCAUGAGCACUGGAGGUUUGUGUUGCAGCGUUUGGUCUUCCUGGCGGCAUUUGUUGUGUACUUGGAAUCAGAAACACUAGUGACUCGAGAAGCAGUUACAGAAAUUCUUGGUAUUGAGCCAGAUCGGGAGAAAGGAUUUCAUCUGGAUGUAGAAGAUUAUCUCUCAGGAGUUCUAAUUCUUGCCAGUGAAUUGUCCAGGCUGUCUGUCAACAGUGUGACUGCGGGAGACUACUCCCGGCCCCUCCACAUCUCCACCUUCAUCAAUGAGCUGGAUUCUGGCUUCCGCCUUCUCAACCUGAAAAACGACUCCCUGAGGAAGCGCUAUGACGGCUUGAAGUACGAUGUGAAGAAAGUAGAGGAGGUGGUCUAUGAUCUCUCCAUCCGGGGCUUCAAUAAGGAGACAGCAGCGGCUUGUGCAGAGAAAUAGGAGGCCCUCCUUGUGCCUGGCCCUGCUGACUUCAGUGGUUGCCAGUGAGGGUGAGCCCAGUGCCUCUCAAGGUAGUUAGGAUUGCCCCUUGCUAAACACCGCGCUUUAUUUUCUUAACCAGUGUGUGGUGUAAGUAUCAAAAUUGAAACACAUUUUUGGGGGUAAAAAAGAUAGCCUUUACAAGGACAGAUUUUCUUUGUUGUUUCAGUGAAUAUGCUCUGUAAUUCUGUGUAUUUCAGUUCUGUCAAAAAGUGUAAAUGUCAGUCUCUUGGUAAAGUCCUUUUCUUGCUUACCCUGAUGCUGUUGAUGUACUGAUUGAGGAGUUUAUUGUCUUGUGUUCCUUCCAGAAGUGAUCCUUGGUGUUUUCUAUAUCCAAAUUAGCCAUCCACUCCCAGGUGUAGCCUGGAUACAGUAUAAACAUAGGUAAUUUAAAAGGAUGGUUGCCAAGCAAAGGACAACUUAUUUUAUAUUUCCCUUAUUUUAAGCCUCAUAAGUAAAUCAGAUGUUGAAUUUUUUUUGCAAGGGAGUUACAGCCCCAGGGUCUCUCUCACUGCCAUCAAAAUGUAAAAGAUGAAAUUGCAAAGUCAAGUUCAACAGAUUAUUUUGGGAUGUUUUUGUAUUAGGGGAUUGAGUAACAUCUUCUCAUUUAGCUCUGUUUACCAGGUGUAGAGUAGGGCUUAGUGUUUUACAACACCUCUGUUUUCUGAUGUUGCCUUAACAUUCUGCUCUUGCAGCAACUUAAAAAUCGUUUUCACACACAUCUUGAACUAACACUUCAUAUAAAUAUAUUUUUAAGCUAUGAAACCUUUUUCCUAGCAGCCAGCUAGACUGUCUGGUCUGAGACUAUAAAGCCACCCAGUCAAGUAAAUUAGCAAUACCCCGACUGGUAUUUUCAGAGCAAAACUGCUGUGCUUUGUCUGGAAAAAAGAGAAAACUUGGAUUAAAAAAGAAGAUCUGCUGAUUUGUUAAUGUUUUUUAGAGUAAGCAAUUUCAAGUUGUUGGCAGCUAUCCCAACGGUCAGGUUUUAGAUUUAAAGUUUUGGGCAAGUCACAUGAACCUUGUUGGCACCUACCUCCCCCUCCUUGUUUUCAGGUAGUGCUAAGAAUGCUUGCCAUGUAAUUUUUGCUGUUGAAUUGAAAUGGUUUAAAAUGGUGACUUAACCCAUAGUUUUUUGGAGUUCACUCAAAGGAAGGUGCUAGUGUUUCCAGAAAAAAAGGAAGUAUUUUGAAGUAUCCUCUCAAGCCCGAUACCAGGUUAAGCUUUCUGUUUGUGCAGUAGAAUAUUUGGCAUUCCCUCUCAGAGGCAUGGUCAGGCCAAGUUAAGAACUGACCAAAUUUUCCAUCCUGAGGAAAGAAGUAGAAACGGAGCAUAAAUUGCUUUGCAUUUUUGGGUUUUAGAACAAUUUUCUUGACUGCUCUUUCUGUAGAGAGUUUGUAGAAAGAAGAAAGGUGUUCAGAUGUUUGAAGUGCCUAGGGCGGUCAUCUAAAAUGUGCAGUAGUAGCACUGCCUGGGUUGAGCAUAAAAGGCUUAUCUACAUGAUCAAACAUUUGCAGUAAGUUUGGUAAUAGUUUUCUUCUAUGGGGAGAAUAAAUUCUAAAGGUGUUUUGAGGCUGAAGAAGACCAGGGGUGAUAAGCACAUACUGCUGUGUAGUAGUUAAAAUUAUCAAAAGACACCAACCACUCAGAGUUAAAUUAAAAGUAUUGUAAUUGAACGUAUUGAAAAGCCUCAGCUCUGGUUUUUUUAGUACACCAGAAUUGUUCUUUUCAGUUUUAGAGAACUGAGCAGCUUAGAGAGAGUAGAGAUGAAUUAGUGGAUGUUUUCUUUAUAAAUUUAUUUAUAAGAAGAGAACCCAUAAAUACUUCAUAAGAUUUGCCCUGUCUUAAACUUGAAUAAUAAUAUUGGUAACGCUUAAGAGAAUUUAAUAAAGAACGAAAGCUUC
Messenger RNA from Neogale vison (American mink), 3632 nucleotides. RefSeq names its product translin (gene TSN). The record is from RefSeq and is a predicted model, not a curated record. Gene Ontology annotation, cellular component: nucleus; cytoplasm. The transcript has 6 exons. Gene Ontology annotation, molecular function: RNA binding; sequence-specific DNA binding; single-stranded DNA binding. Gene Ontology annotation, biological process: RNA metabolic process. Lineage: Eukaryota; Metazoa; Chordata; Mammalia; Carnivora; Mustelidae. Bases 1060 to 1692 code for a protein of 210 amino acids.